Messenger RNA from Seminavis robusta, 372 nucleotides. The record is from the annotation of a GenBank genome assembly. NCBI's taxonomy places the organism in Eukaryota, Bacillariophyta, Bacillariophyceae, Naviculales, Naviculaceae.
AUGGCAUUCCAAAUUACCAGGAUUGUGGCGACGGCGGCCAAACCCGUCAAGCAUGUGGUCCUGUUCAGCCUCAAAAAGGAAGCUACCAAAGCACAGCGCAAACAGAUCCAGCAAGGUCUCCUGGCACUCCCGGACAAGAUUCCAGAAAUUCAGGAUUACGAGUUGGGAAUCGAUCUCUUGUUGAAAGGAGGUCAGAAUCACCCCGCCGGCAAGAAUCGAGGCAUCUGUUGGUCGGCCAGUUUCAAAUGCCAGAAAGAUUACGAGACUUAUGAUGCCUCUGAUGCGCACAAAGAGUUCUUGGCGUUGCUCAAGACGGUGGUGGAACCAGGGACGCGAUCGGCCAUUCAGUAUGAAAUAUCAAAGACAAAAUAA